UUAAAGUGACUGAGACAAAGAGAUAGAUAGAAAGAUAGAGAGAUAGAGAGAGAGAGAGAGAGAGAGAAAUAAUAUCCAUGGACUUUCUUAGACUUCCCUGUAAUUCCUGCACUUCGCUGUACCGGCAACUCUCUUCGCCGAAGGCUUACAAUCACCGCUUUAGUUCAUUGAAAUGUCGCCGCCAAAAAACGACGUCGGAGCUCCAAACGCAGACCGGUCGAGCCGGUAACAACAACAACAACUUCUCCCCCUCGAUCCCGACCCAUAAAGUCACUGUUCACGACACACAACGCGGAGUGGUUCACGAGUUCUUCGUUCCCGAGGACCAGUAUAUAUUGCACACAGCUGAAUCUCAGAAUAUCUCGCUUCCAUUUGCUUGCAGGCACGGUUGUUGUACUAGCUGUGCUGUACGUGUAAAAUCUGGACAAAUUAGACAGCCUGAAGCGCUAGGAAUAUCUGCAGAAUUGAAAUCAAAGGGGUAUGCACUACUUUGCGUGGGCUUCCCAUCAUCUGACCUUGAAGUAGAAACACAAGACGAGGAUGAGGUGUAUUGGCUUCAAUUUGGAAGAUAUUUUGCCCGAGGACCAGUUGAGAGGGAUGACUAUGCAUUGGAACUGGCCAUGGGAGAUGAAUGAGCAAAUGUACAAUAUCAAUAUAGGAAUGAGGAUCCAUGGAGAGAAACAUGUAGAUUGUAUUUUGUUCCCCUCCCUUUUUCAUAUUCCAUUUCAAUUUUUGCCCAAAUUCCUUUAUUUUCGGUCCUUUAAUGUAUGAAUGUUACUGAUUAAAUAUUCCACGCUAUGUACGUUCAGCUAGUAGAUUCCAUAUUGCUGUUUUGAAGGUUUGAAUUAAAAAGAUUUGGAGAUGUACAUGCAUGCACUACCUCUUCCAAGAGACGAGAGAUUUCUUGUGAAAAUGGAGAGGUGUUGCCUUCCCCUUUCCAAACUAAUCCGUCAAUCAUUCACUUGCUCUGAUGAGGAAGUUGUGAAAUUAAGAUCUUGAUUGUCGAUUUGAUGAUUGCCAUCUAACACCUUAGGGUCCUAAUGAUCAUACACUUGAUAUGCCUUCAAAAACACAUCAUCUUGAGGAUUUGAUGAUGGACUUGAAUCUU
Messenger RNA from Quercus lobata, 1108 nucleotides. RefSeq names its product 2Fe-2S ferredoxin-like superfamily protein (gene FDC2). The record is from RefSeq and is a predicted model, not a curated record. The transcript has 6 exons. The coding region runs from base 78 to 635 and encodes 185 amino acids. Gene Ontology annotation, cellular component: chloroplast. Gene Ontology annotation, molecular function: iron-sulfur cluster binding. Lineage: Eukaryota; Viridiplantae; Streptophyta; Magnoliopsida; Fagales; Fagaceae.